AUGUUUCGUGAAUUUCUUUUCGUGAGUUUACUGUACUUGGGAACCGGAAAUGUCAAUGGACUUCAAAGAUGGGGCACACAGUUUGGACAAGCACCUCUGUUAGAAAGAUUUUUCUGGAGAACGCUGGACUUUGCCUAUCCAGACGAGGCCAGUAGAAGGAUGGCAAUGAUGAAAGGAGAAUUCAUUCCAGAAAACGCUUUGCCCGUUGGCAUAGAAAUUUGGAGAAACAAGCUGUUCGUCACCGUGCCAAGAUGGCGCAACGGAAUACCGGCGACAUUAAACUACAUAUCGCUCGAUGCAACUCGAGGUGGCUCGCCGAGGCUCACCCCUUAUCCGAAUUGGGCGCAAAACAAAGCUGGAGCUUGUGGUAGCGCAAUUACUACUGCUUACAGAAUACACGCAGAUGUUUGUGACAGACUUUGGGUGUUAGAUACUGGUACGAUAGGUAUUGGAAACACGACAAUACAAGCAUGUCCCUACACUCUGAAUGUCUUUGAUUUAACGACAGAUAAAAUUUUGAGGCAAUACAGAUUGAGAGCUGAAGAUAUCAAUAUGAAUACUUUCAUUGCGAAUAUUGCCGUCGAUUUGGGAAAAGGCGGCUGCAACGACGCUUUCGCCUACAUGUCCGACGAACUUGGAUACGGCCUCAUCGUAUAUUCGUGGCAACAAAAUAGAUCUUGGCGAAUUAUGCACAGCUAUUUCAUGCCGGAUCCUCUGGCCGGUGACUACAACAUCGGCGGCCUGAAUUUCCAAUGGGGUGAAGAAGGGAUUUUCGGCAUGAGUUUAUCUCCGAUCGCGGUUAAUGGAUACAGAACACUAUUUUUCCAUCCUCUUAGUAGUAGAAGAGAAUUUGCAGUUUCCACGAGAAUUCUGAGGGACGAGGACUUAUCACAAAAUAGUUAUCACGAAUUCCAGAUUCUUCCUGAAAGAGGACCACUUGGCCAUUGCACUGCUUCUGUGAUGGAUGAAAAUGGACUGCAAUUUUUCAAUUUGAUCGAUCAAAAUGCAGUGGGUUGUUGGAAUUCUGCAUUACCAUAUGCGCCUGAAAACCAGGCAGUCGUUGUUAGACACGACGAUGCACUGAUAUUUCCAGCAGAUGUUAAGGUAAAUCGUGGCUUAUUGUGGAUCAUAUCAGAUAGAAUGCCAGUAUUCUUACUGUCAACUUUGAAUUAUACCGACGUGAACUUUAGAAUACUAACAGUACCAGUUCGAGAUGCAAUCGCAGGUACAGUUUGUGAAAACUCCCCAUGGGGAUAUGUUAGCAAUUCUCUUUGGUGGGAAUCAUAAAAUCCCUUGCAAAAAUUAUUAAAAGAAGAAACUUA
Heterotrigona itama is the source of this 1322-nucleotide messenger RNA. The record is from the annotation of a GenBank genome assembly. Lineage: Eukaryota; Metazoa; Arthropoda; Insecta; Hymenoptera; Apidae.